This is a messenger RNA of Cricetulus griseus (Chinese hamster), 904 nucleotides long. The record is from RefSeq and is a predicted model, not a curated record. Lineage: Eukaryota; Metazoa; Chordata; Mammalia; Rodentia; Cricetidae.
UCUAAAGACAUUGGAGUGGGAGGCACCUAGGACCCCAACGUUUCAAAACAUGCCUGGAGAUCCUCUGGCUUCCCCCCUUUCUUUACUGGAAAAUGGAAUCUUGAUGGAAAAUGAAAUGAGGUAUCUGGGCAGUCCCACUACUACAGUUCCAAAACUGAGUAAGAAUCUAAAGCUAGAAGACCAAGAAGGGCUUUCAGAGGAGUCAGUGGAGUUUUCCCUGGAAGACCAAGAUACCAAGGGCUUAAGUCUAAAGACUAUGGUCUCUCUCUGUGGCAUUAAUGCCAUUCAGAUGGAGGAGGAAGAACCUGACCAAGGGCACCUUAUUGGUGAUUUCUCCAAGGUGUGUGUGCUGCCAAAGGUGUCAGGGAAACACCAAGAUUUGAAGUACAUCCACUCAGGCACAGUGGCUGCUUUACCGUCUGUAAAGUUCCAGGGUCUGAUUGAGAAGUUUUACAACAUCGAUUGCCACUAUCCAUAUGAGUACCUGGGAGGACACAUCCUGGGAGCCUUAAACCUGUACAGCCAGAAGGAACUGCAUGAGUUCUUUCUGAAGAAGCCUACUGUCCCUCUGGACAUUCAGAAAAGAAUCAUCAUUGUGUUCCUCUGUGAAUUCUCCUCAGAGCGAGGCCCCCGAAUGUGCCGUUCUCUGAGAGAAAAAGACAGAGCUCUGAACCAGUAUCCAGCAUUGUACUACCCAGAGCUGUAUAUCCUCAAAGGGGGCUACAGAGACUUUUUUCCAGAAUAUACAGAGCUGUGUGAACCACAGAGCUACUGUCCUAUGCACCACCAGGACCACCAGGUUGAGCUGCUGAGAUGGAGAAGCAAGAGCAAAGCCCAGGAAGGGGAGUGGCAGCUUUUGGAGCAGAUUGCCCUCCUGGUGAAAAAGGAUGUGAACCCACAAUAG